Messenger RNA from Phragmites australis (common reed), 429 nucleotides. RefSeq lists its product as uncharacterized. NCBI's taxonomy places the organism in Eukaryota, Viridiplantae, Streptophyta, Magnoliopsida, Poales, Poaceae. Bases 1 to 429 code for a protein of 142 amino acids. The record is from RefSeq and is a predicted model, not a curated record. The transcript has a single exon.
AUGGAUGAUGGCUAUGAUGGUGACGAUGAGACCUCUGAGGAGGAGGAGGAGGAGGAGGAGGAGGAGGAUUGCAUGGAGGGAUCCGAUGAAGUGGAUGAGGAGGGCGAGGAGGGCCCUGAUGGCGAUAAGGGGGAAGAGGACGACGAGGACGGUGCCGAGGACGAGGGCGAGGAGGAUGAAAAUGGAGUCGAGGAUGACGAUGAGGAGAAGGAUGAAAACAAAGUCGAGGAUGAUGAUGAGGAGGAGAAGGACGACGACGACUGUUGUAGCCCAGAUUGGGACGAGUUUAAGUUGAUGGCUAACUACGAGGAUGACAGCAGCAACGACAACCCAAAUUGGGAUGAGCUUCAGUCAAGGGACGAAAACAUAGAUAGUGGCAACGAUGACUAUGGUGAUACCCUGGCAUCUAGGAGAAGGAAGUUAGAGUAG